Molecule: messenger RNA, 4257 nt
Organism: Trichoderma asperellum CBS 433.97
Lineage: Eukaryota; Fungi; Ascomycota; Sordariomycetes; Hypocreales; Hypocreaceae
Source: RefSeq, a predicted model, not a curated record
AUGGACAACAUACGAUCCGAGCUUGUUCUGCUUUUAGCUGGCAUCACUGGCGUCGUAUUCACAUGGCUGUGUCUAUCAACAGGGAAUAAACGCUCGUCUAUGCCAUCGAAUAGCUCCCGCAGAUCCCUGGCCUUUAGGAUUUCCAGCAUACCUCGAAGGGUGGACAAGGACGGGUUUCGAGAUAUCUUGACCAGGCUGCCCAUCAAAGCUGAAGGUACUGCCAGCCAGCUCAAAUGGACCUUGACUGGAUUCUCGUACUCACAUUCUGCGGCCACGGCCCACGCUGAGCGAUAUGCGGUGGCCACUGCCACCUUCGCAAAUGCCCCAAGCCCGAGCGAGCUUGAGACGGCUAUCAAGCGUGAAAUUGGCAUCGAUGCCAGCCGAUUGAAGGUUGACCUGGAUUUUUUCGGCCUCACACCACUCGCUGAUCCUUUACAUGAUAUCGCUGUAGACAUUAUUGCAGUAACUGGACUUGCCGGCCAUGCAUUUGGAUCCUGGAAAUCGAAAAAAGAACCGGACAUGUGGCUACGAGAUUUCCUCCCAGAAGCCGUUCCAAAUGCACGCAUUCUAACAUACGGCUACGAUACCAAACUACCUGGGAGCCAGUCUGAAUCAUCCAUCCCUGACCUCUCAAGGAGGCUGCUUGAGUCUAUUAAAACGAUCCGAUCAGGGCACACAAGAAAUCGACCUCUCAUUCUUAUUGGACAUAGCCUCGGUGGCCUUGUUGUGAAAGAGGCCCUUGCUGAAGCAUCUGAAGGUAGUGAAGAUGACCAAUCUGUCUUUAGGUCUUGCUAUGCUGUUCUGCUCUUUGCUGUUCCUAACAGGGGCCUUGAAAACUCAAGCUUGAUGUACAUGGUCAAAGGACAGCCCAACGAGGAUUUGGUGAAAGAUCUCAAACAGUCAUCUCGAUUUUUAAAUAUGCUUAGCCAGAGGUUUAACAAAUAUUUCACACUUGACGGUUCGAAGAUAAUAAGCAUAUACGAAACCAAGAGGACCCCGACAGUUAAGUGGUGCUCGGAGACUGCAUCAUGGGAAAGGACUGGUUCUAAAAUUAUGAUGGUUCCAUUCACAUCUGCUAUUCAUGCUGGUCCAAAUGAGAAAGUCUAUGAUCAAAUAUCGAUAGAAGCAGAUCAUUCCGAAAUCGUCAAAUUCAGCGACAUAUCCAACCAUGACUAUCUCAUAAUAGAAUCAAGAAUAAGAGACUUGGUUGCUGAAGCACCAAUUGUCAUUCAAGAGCGUUUUGCGCAACUCAGGAGAAAACUUUCGGAUUCGGAGAAACGUUACAUUGAGGCCCUCAAGGCUCCUGAUUAUUAUGCGUUCCGAAUUAACAAAGUCGAUAAGCCAACACCUGGCACUCUUAGCUGGUUCUUGAAACACGAAUUAGUUCAGCCAUGGCUAUCGACCCCCGAGUCAUCAGCUUUAUGGGUAUACGGAGCGCCAGGCCAAGGGAAAACAAUUCUUGCCAAAUUUCUUUUGGACUACCUGGAAGAGCUCUCUGAUAAUUCGAGCCAUCGCACAACGGUCAUAUAUUUCUUCUUCUACAAUCAAGAUGAUAACUACAGCACUAUUAGUGCCGCUUUAAAGGCAUUUAUCAAGCAACUAAUAUCGGCACCACAUGCGUUCCAAAGCAUUUCCGAUAAGUUCAACCUCGAAACCUCCACAAUAACCGAUGAAUCGAUGUGGGCCAUUCUAGAAGCAUUGCUUCAUUCUUCUAUCUUCGAUACAGUUUACUGCGUGAUUGAUGCCCUGGAUGAGUGUCAGGACCUUGAGGCUAGGCAAAGGCUACUAGGGCUUAUUGAGACGCUCGUUCAGCCACCACUCAUGAGAAAGAGAGAAAAGUGUACUAGUCUUAAAGCCUUCUUAACAAGCCGCCCGACCGUGGUUUUAGGUCGGAGCCUAAAAGGAUUUCCGUCCAUCCAGCUUAAAGCCAGUCCUGAUGAUCUCAAAGUAUUCAUUCUUGGCAAGAUUCAAAACAUAGGGCUACCCGCCGAGCUCGAGCGCAGGGCAAUCGACUUGUUAAGCAGCCGUGUAGAGCAGACUUUCUUAUGGAUCUCAAUCAUCUUGAAGAAGUUGAGAACAGUGACGACCUUACUGUCAGAGGCGGAUAUGGAACAAAUCAUCAACGAGAGCCCGUCAGAUCUAACAGAACUCUACGAAAGCAUUGUCAACCAAAUCAUGCAAAGCAAUGAUAAAGUCACACAAAAGCUCUUGAUCUGGACAGUCUUUGGUCGACGAGCACUGACUUUAAAUGAGCUCGAAGAUGCUCUUGCAAUCCAGGAAGAUUCUAAGAGCAUUGAAUCUAUCAGAAAAUAUAGGAUACAGGAUCUCACGGACAGCAAAAUCACUAGUGCUGCUGGAAUAAUUUUAGAAAUUGUUAAUGGGAAGGUGUACCUCAUACACCAGAGCGCCAAAGAUUUCCUUCUUGAGAGUGAGCAUCUAGCUAAAGCUGUCUUUUGCAGAGGCCUACGCCCUGGCAUUUAUUUGGCAAAGACCUGUAUGACAUACUUAUGUUUUACAGACUUUGUUGAAACAGGCCCUUGUCAGGAUUCUGCCCAGCUGGAUGAAAGAAUUCGUCACUAUCCGUUUUUUCAUUAUGCCGCGCGCAAUUGGCACAGACAUAUUAGGAUCGACGACGAUAUCAAUAUUUUUACCAGCAUUAUCAGUCAGUUGACUAAGCCACACUCACCAGAACUCUUAGCAUGGGGAGAAGCAGCUGGGAUAGCGAAUCUUGACGAAGCAGAAAAUGCCUGGGAUAUUGCAACGAUGGCCAACAUUCCAUGGUUAGCUGAGUUUCAAUCGAGGUACGAUGUUAUUACCGAGGAGAUGAUCAAUGAAGCGGCAAGCCGCGGCUAUGCAGGGUAUAAUUUUAUAAAGUCUCUCACCGGAAAGCCUAGUGUUCGUCUUACGGAAGGGGCUGUUUAUGCAGCUGCUAAAUACUUCGAUCAUACAACAAUUCACCAAUUAUUAGACAAGGACGCUAGUGUGAUUAUUACACCUGCAUUAAUAGAAGCGGCAGCAGCCAACCAAAAGUAUGGUAGACUUGUGAUGGAUUUGCUGCUGGACUUGUUACUGGAGUCUCAAGACCGCUUUAUUGUUACGGCAGAGUUGGUACAACUAGCAGCGGAAAACCAUGAGAAUGGCAGAGAUAUCGUUGAGUUGCUCAUGCACAAAGAAGAUACGGACAUCUCGGAAGGCGCAAUAGCUGCAAUAGCGGCAAGAUUUAGUGUUGAAACUAUGAGAAUCCUGAUGAACUUGAGAGAAGACAUCAAGGUCACCAAGGCAGUAAUUGAAGCAGCAAUAGGAAGAAGAUACGACAGGGAUGAGAUGGUAAUAUUCUUGCUAGAACAGCAAGAUCAAGAUUUCCGGACUACAGAAACGUUAAUUCCAACUAUUGCCAGAGAUUUUGAUAAAAAAAUAAUGGAACUUCUUUUGGAGAAGCACGAUCAAAACAUUCAGAUUACGGAAGAAGUUGUCGAAGCUACACGAAGAAAUCUGGAGAAUGCCAAGGAGUUGAUGAAAUUGUUCCUUAGCUGGAGAGGAGAUAGUAGCACUAUUACAAAAGGAGCUCUGGUUACUAUUGUCAAAGAAUUUAACAAGGAGGUAGUAACAUUACUCCUUGACCGGCAAGGAGAUGAGAUUACAAUUACAGAGGAGGUUAUUGAAGCUGCAGCGGGAAAUGAGAGUGGUAAAAAUAAUAUGGAAUUACUCCUUGACCGGCGAGGAGAUGAGAUUACAAUUACAGAGGAGGUCGUUAAAGCUGCAGCAGGAAGCUGGUGUGGCGAGAGCACUAUGACAUUACUCCUUGAUCGGCGAGGAGAUGAGAUUAUAAUUACAGAAAAGGUUAUUGAAGCUGCAGCGGGAAAUAGAGAUAGGGUUUUAAAAUUACUCCUUGACCGGCGAGGAGAUGAAAUUAAAAUUACAGAAAAGGUUAUUAAAGCUGCAGCAGGAAAUCCUUAUGGCAAACGCAAUAUAAUAUUACUCCUUGACCGGCGAGGAGAUGAGGUUACAAUUACAGAAGAGGUUCUUGAAGUAGUAGCAGGGAAUGGGGAGGGCAAGGAUAUUAUGGCGUUACUCCUUGACCGGCGAGGAGAUGAGAUUACAAUUACAGAAAAGAUUAUUAAAGCUGUGAUAGAAAACCGGUAUAGCGGGUGGGAUAUGAUGAACUUACUCCAUGACCGGCUAGACCUGAUCACUAUGACAGAAGAAGCCGUUAAGGCUCUGGCAACAUGGAAAGAACAGUAUAUUACUUAUCAGUAA